AUGCAUGCAAGCCCAAGGGGACUUGAUAAUGCUCAAAUGUGCCAUGGGCAAAUGGCGGAUGGGCAGACGGUGUGGAUUGUGCCUCCAGUUGGAGCUGAAAAUAGGCACUCUCAACAAAGGGUUAUUGGACAAAGGAACCAAUUGACCACACGAAGAAAGCAAAUUCACGCAGACGACAAGCUCUUUCACAUGUACACACAUGUCACCAAGACUGGGGGCAAUAACCUUUUGGCUACUUCACGAGGCUGGGAGGCCGGCAAAAGAGAAAUCACCAAAGUGUCCUUGAUUGUUGCUUUGCGUGAAUUCAUUGUCAUGCGUCAAAUUGGGUUGGCGGCCAUGGCAACAAGCAUACAUAUCCGUCACUAG
Protopolystoma xenopodis is the source of this 366-nucleotide messenger RNA. The record is from the annotation of a GenBank genome assembly. NCBI's taxonomy places the organism in Eukaryota, Metazoa, Platyhelminthes, Monogenea, Polystomatidea, Polystomatidae.